GCAUGGUCAAUCAAGGAAAUGUGUGUUCUUUCACUGGCCUCCCCAACAUGGAGCUUCUCAAUGCUUUGGAGAAGCUCAUGUCUGAAAAGAUGCCCACAUCAUCAAGAGCUGUACUGCCAGCGAGAGACAGAAUAAUCUUGACCAUGAUGGCUUUCAAGCAUGCUCUGACAUUUCAUUUUCUUUCUAAUGUGUUUGGUGUGUCCCCAUCCACGGUAAGCACCACUGUGAAGCAGACAACAAAGGUCCUUGCAGAAUUCUUGAAAUGCGCAAUAACUUGGCCCUCUAAGGACGAGGUUUUGCACAACAUGCCGACGUGUUUCGAGAAGUUUUCUCACGUCCGCAUUGUGCUGGACUGUACCGAAAUCCCUGUUGGGAGGCCAAAGUGCCUGAAAUGUCGAAUAAGCACGUAUUCGCACUACAAAAAGGGACACACCGUAAAGUUCAUGAUAGGUGUUUCACCCGGUGGCUUGAUUACGUACCUAAGUAGUGGUUACGGAGGGCGGGCCUCAGACAAGGUAAUCUUCGACCAGAGUGGUUUAGUUGAUAAGUUGUUGCCUGGCAUCGACCACAUCAUGGUUGACAAAGGUUUUCUUAUAGACGCCACAUGCGAAUCGAGGCUUAUAGCUGUAGUGAGGCCCCCCUUCCUGCAUGCCAAAAAGCAGUUGACCAAGGCUGAAGCUCUUGCCACUAAGCAUAUAGCUGCGGCAAGAGUUCACGUGGAAAGGGUCAUUCAAAGAAUUAAGCUAUUGAAGAUGGUGUCCCAGAAGAUGCCCUGGAACAUGGUGCCACUAGCUGAUGACAUGCUCAGUAUUGCAUGUGGCUUAGCCAAUUUAUCCCCUUCUGUUCUGGCGGAUAACAAGUUCAUGUAGGAGUUUUUUUUUUUUAGGCCACGAGGUUUGAAUACAAUAUUGUUAGAAUUCAGAGGGUUUUUUUUUUUUUUUUUCAGUUCCAAUUUUGUUUGUAACCACCAAAAGAGACUCUUUCCAAACCCUUAUUACAAAAAAAGGGUAACCUAUCUCUAAUAAU
Messenger RNA from Ixodes scapularis (black-legged tick), 1026 nucleotides. RefSeq lists its product as uncharacterized. NCBI's taxonomy places the organism in Eukaryota, Metazoa, Arthropoda, Arachnida, Ixodida, Ixodidae. The coding region runs from base 3 to 869 and encodes 288 amino acids. The transcript has a single exon. The record is from RefSeq and is a predicted model, not a curated record.